Messenger RNA from Exophiala spinifera, 2673 nucleotides. RefSeq lists its product as uncharacterized. Gene Ontology annotation, molecular function: mRNA 3'-UTR binding. Gene Ontology annotation, biological process: nuclear-transcribed mRNA catabolic process, deadenylation-dependent decay. Gene Ontology annotation, cellular component: cytoplasm. NCBI's taxonomy places the organism in Eukaryota, Fungi, Ascomycota, Eurotiomycetes, Chaetothyriales, Herpotrichiellaceae. Bases 1 to 2673 code for a protein of 890 amino acids. The transcript is spliced from 4 exons. The record is from RefSeq and is a predicted model, not a curated record.
AUGGAAAGCGGUACUUCCUUGGAAACUAUACGCAACGGUCGCGUUUCUGCUUCAGAUCGAGCAUCCUCCUCAAGACCUUCGUUGGCUGUUGGGACCGAAUUCGAUCGGGGGAAGAAAGCAUGGGGUUCUACAAGUCGUAUAUGGGCAACUGGAAGGUCUCUCUACGAUGAUGAGCAGGUGACAAGACCAUCCCCGGCUCAGCAAGGCUCAUCUUCGGGCUUCGGACCCAGCCGCGCAGCGAUCGUCUCGAUGGGUUCUAAGCUAGACAAUGAAGAACCUGUGCAGUCUCGACUUCCCUGGAACUCAGCACCCACCAACAACGGCUACAGCUCUAGGCACCGAGCACAGCCGCUAUCACCCACGAGGGAGAGACUGCAGCAAGGACUCAGUUUCACACCCGACGAAAAUAAUGGAGAGUUGGAAGGGUCGAGUUUAUUCGAGGGAAGCGCUCCUGACGUGGAGGAUGAGCCUUUGUCGCGACGUCGACCCAGUCAGAAUCAGCGUGCGGUCACAGAGAGCGCUCGUUUCGUACAAUCCCCCACCAGGACGGUAUCUUUCAGCAGAGGCCCCUUCGAUAGCCAGCUCCAGAAUACCAAUGUCGCCAAUUACAAUAACGGCAUUUUUGCAUCACUGGACGAUAAUGACCGUUACCUAGAGCGCAGCUUAAAUGGAUCUUCGGCAAGUCCUGUCAAUGCUCAACCAUUUGCAAUGCCAAUCAGUUAUGGAGCUGGUCGCCCAUCAGAACAGCCAGCCCUCGCGCCUUCAAGAUAUGGGAAUAUCUCACCACGACAUGGACCCACGGGUCGUGCCUUUCUUAAUGCACACAUCGAACACCCCUACCCCGCGACUACUCGAGAACUUGAGCAAGCCCUGCAAUCUAUUCAAGCAAUGAAUCUCGGCAGAAUGCAGAAUGCCACGGAUGCACUACCUGGCCGCCGUUCAUCCCUAGGCGUUCCUCGACAUCAAUCUGAUGGUCAAGCUGCGAUGGCGCAAGCUCCGACACAGGUGUUGGAAGGUCUCAGUGGCGUUGAUCGACAACUCCACAUAGCCACAGGAAAUGCAUUUCUCGGAUCCAGGUUAAAUCCUCAGGCUGUCCCUCACUAUGGCGGGCUAUCGUAUACUGGUCGUGGUACUCUCUCGCCUCUGGCCAGCGAAUACCGAAGCAAUAGCCACAGUACAUAUAGCUCACAAAGGGGCACAUCUCCAACCGGACCACUAUCGAUGCGAAGCACGCCGGCUAGUGGCGUCUCCAGCCGCACGUCUGGUUACGACUACUCGUUGACGGAACGGAAACUUACUAGCAUCGACCAGUGUCCCUUCGAAGAGAGAUUGUUCCUCCCAGUCUCGAUGCAGCACCAACUCUGUAACGGGUACCACUACGAAUCGCACGGCUCCAUGCAGGCUAUGCGCAUGACGCCUCUUACAAACUCGUACAUAUUGCCUGGGCAUCCAGCCAUGCUCCAUUAUCCGCAGGCAACCCGCGUUCCUAGCCGAGACCUGGAGCAAAGCCAAACAGUGCGGAGCCCCUUGCUUGAGGAAUUCCGCCUAAACAGUAAAACCAAUAAGCGAUUCGAACUGAAGGACAUUUACAAUUAUGUGGUAGAGUUCAGUGGUGAUCAACACGGGUCCCGGUUUAUCCAACAGAAGCUGGAGACGGCCAACAGCGACGAGAAGGAGCAAAUCUUCAAGGAGAUCCAACCCAAUUUGCUCCAGUUGAUGACCGAUGUCUUUGGGAACUAUGUGAUCCAGAAGAUGUUCGAGCACGGCAAUCAAUCCCAGAAGAAAGUAUUGGCCAAUCAGAUGAAAGGCCAUGUACUGCAUUUAUCGCAGCAAAUGUAUGGAUGCCGGGUUGUCCAGAAGGCAUUCGAACAUGUCUUGACCGACCAACAAGCGAGCCUGGUGAAAGAACUCGAUGGGCCCAACCAUCAGGUUCUUGAAGUGGUUGAAAAUCAGAACGGAAACCAUGUCAUACAAAAGGCCAUUGAACGCAUCCCGGGCGAGCACAUCCAAUUCAUCGUUGAUGCUUUCAAAGGUCGGACUGCGAAGAUGUCGACUCAUCAGUACGGAUGUCGGGUUGUACAGCGCAUGCUGGAACAUUGCGAGCCAGAGGUGAAGAGGGUCAUUCUUGACGAGCUGCUUGAGCACAUCGUCCCGCUCAUCACCGACAAUUAUGGCAACUACGUUGUGCAGCAUAUCAUCCAGAAUGGGGAACCUCGGGAUCGGCGAUUCGCCAUAGACAUAGUACUUCGGUCAGUUUUGACGUUUUCAAAGCACAAAUACGCCAGCAACAUUGUGGAAAAGAGUAUCGAAUUCGCCGAUGAAGACCAGCGGCAGCAGAUUCUUCACAAAUUGACCGCGCCAGACGAGCAGGGGAUCACCCCAGUGCUGCAACUCAUGAAGGACCAAUAUGCUAAUUAUGUGCUGCAAAAAGUAUAUGACCGACUUCAAGGCGAGGCACUCGCAAAUCUCGUUGCAGACAUGAGGGAGAAUCUGGACAAGCUCCGUAAAACAAGCUACGGCAAGCAGGUUCUUGCCAUAGAGAAACUAAUUGGCCUUAACCAAGAUUCGUCGAGUGCCUCGUCGAGCAGCCGAAAUUCCGUACAGACGGCCACCAGCACCUCUACUUCCGCAGACGAAGACAAGGCCAAGACCCACCAAGGCCAGACCCGAUAA